Molecule: messenger RNA, 1001 nt
Organism: Ziziphus jujuba (common jujube)
Lineage: Eukaryota; Viridiplantae; Streptophyta; Magnoliopsida; Rosales; Rhamnaceae
Exons: 1
Coding region: 249-689 (146 amino acids)
Cellular component (GO): membrane
Source: RefSeq, a predicted model, not a curated record
AAAUUGGCAGAUUCUCUCUCUCUAAAAAAUAUUAAUAAUAGUAAAUAAUAGAAAAUAAAAAAUUGAAAUUAUUAUGGUAAAAAACAAAUGAAUUAUUCGUCUUGUUUAAGGUCCUCAGAGAAGUGAGAAGUGAGUGAGAUACAGAGAGAGAGCUUUCUUUUAAGCUUUUGAGGGUUUUACCGGGCACCAGGACACCAUGCCUAUAUUAAGGGAUCUGUGAAAGGGACCACCCUGAGCCGUCGGAUCAAAUGGGAUCGUCGUCAUCGGCUUUCUUCGUGAUCUGCAUCCUCCACUCUCUGAUCGCCGCUACCUGUGGGGCCCUGAUGAUGUUCUACAUGAAGGAAAUCUACGCCUUUGGCCAUGGAAACGAGAUCGCCGUCAAGCUUCUGGGGUCCACUCCCCAUGACCAGCUCCUGAUUCGCACCUCCGAUUCGUUCUCCGGGAUGCUUCUUUUCGCGAUCGGCUUUCUUCUUUUCAUGGUUUCCUUCGUGAAGGAUAGGGAUUUCCAGAGCUUCUUCGCUAAAGGCUGUACAAUCCUCUAUGUGUUCAUGGCUCUCUGGAGGGUUAUCUUCGAGCGGAGGGUAGAGGACCUCGCUUGGGAUUGGCUCAGGCAGACAGUUGGCGACGUUCUAUUGGGCCUCUCCUGGGUGUUCUUUCUCAUCUAUUCCUGGAGAGAGAAGUACGAUUGAAACGCCGGCUUUUUUCGCGGUGAAAUUACGGUUUCUUUUUCUUUUUCCUUCGUUUCGGAUUUUCUUGAAUAUGGGAAGGUUUUACCAAUUUCACUGUUUAGGUUAGAAUUGGGUGUAAGUUUGAAAAAUUUUACAAGAAAAUUUCUUGACAUAGAAAGUCCGUUUCAUGUUUUUCAGGUUUUUUUUUUUUUUAAAUUAAAAUUUGUGAAAUAACAAUUUAUGCGCAGGUGGUGGUCUUGUAGAUAUAUAUUUGUUAACUUCUGUGGAUAUUGAAAUGAAAUACGUAUAUAGAAUGUAAUGCUUGAAUGAUGA